AUGGACAAGGCUCGCAUUGGCUUGGGCCAUGUUCGCGCAUGUUACGCGCGGCGGUUCCAGAAGGUCGGGCGUGCAAUUUGGGUUCGAAAAUUUCCUGCCGACGGGCCAUGGAGUCGGACCUGCGAUGUGCGCAUCUUGAUGGUCUCGACGCGGAAGGUCCGAGUCUUGAAGCCGUUGGUGGACAGACUGGUCACCAUGUUGCUGGAGGAUGACGCCGCGGCCGAUGGCCUUGCCGAUCCGGACCGUGCAUCAAGCUGGGCGGCCUGGCAGUGA
Molecule: messenger RNA, 273 nt
Organism: Ustilaginoidea virens
Lineage: Eukaryota; Fungi; Ascomycota; Sordariomycetes; Hypocreales; Clavicipitaceae
Exons: 1
Coding region: 1-273 (90 amino acids)
Source: RefSeq, a predicted model, not a curated record